AUGACCUGCAAAUGUCAAUUUCUUUCCCCGACAAUCGUCAUUACUAGCCGUGGCCGUGAUUCUACUGAUUGCGAAUAACAACAACAAACUUUUUUGCGAUAAAUCAAAAAGGUCGAGUGCGGAGCAGAUUUAGAAUCAGACGAUGCUGGUCAAUCUCAGAUAGUAAAUAACGGUCGGCGGUAUCGGGCACAGUGCGAGAAGCGCUCAAUUUGCUAAGUUAAUCGUUCUUUUCGUGUGAUGUGUCUUUGUUCCGUGUAGACUCGAAUUUAUAUUUAGUUUUUGUCAGAGGAGCUAAUAGUGGCCUGUUCGGGAAAUGAAGAUUCGAUUAGUGAUUUGUGUUGUUAGUGCGAUUUCACUGGCUUCCUUUGUGGCAGCCAGGAGUAUUCCGGAGAAGCUGUCGCCAGUGAUAUUCGUGCCGGGCGAUGGAGGCAGUCAAGUGGAAGCUAAGCUCAACAAACCAAAUGUUGUUCACUAUAUUUGUCAGAAGCAAUCUGAUUGGUUCAAUAUAUGGCUCAAUAUGGAACUCUUAGUACCAGUCGUCAUAGACUGUUUUAUUGACAACAUGCGACUGAUCUACGAUAAUGUAACACGAAAAUCAUACAAUCCUCCGGGUGUUGAAGUUCGCAUGCCUGGUUGGGGCAAUCCAGAAGUUGUUGAGUGGAUCGAUCCAAGCCAUAGUUCAACUGGAAAAUAUUUUCAGGAUAUCUCUCAAGCUCUUAUCCCGCUCGGAUACGAACGGAUGAAAUCAAUUAGAGGUGCCCCCUAUGAUUUCCGAAAAGCCCCAAAUGAAAACAAACAAUGGUUUUCCGAUAUGAAAGACUUGAUCGAGGACACCUAUACGCUGAACAAUGAUACUGCAGUGACAAUAAUCUCACACAGUAUGGGCAGUCCCAUGACAAUGGUUUUGCUCCAGCAGCUUCCCGACGAAUGGAAGAAUAAAUAUAUUCGAAGAGUAAUCAGCUUAGCAGGAGCUUGGGCUGGAAGCAUAAAAGCUGUAAAAGUGUUUGCAAUGGGAGACGAUUUGGGUUCAUUUGCAUUAAGCGGAAAAACAUUGCGUCCACUACAAAUAUCAUAUCCCUCAAUGAGCUGGUUACUCCCGUCUCCACUGUUUUGGAAGCCAAACGAAGUUCUUGUCGAAACGCCUGACCGCCAAUACACAAUGGCUCAAUUGAAAGAAUUCCUUGCUGAUCUAGACUAUACGACCGGCUGGGAAAUGCGCAAAGACACCAUAACUUACUCUCUGAAUUUCAGCCCGCUCAAUGUUGAAGUACAUUGUCUGUAUGGAACUGGACUUGAUACAGUUGAAAAAUUGCGAUAUAAGAAAAGCGUAAGCGUUUCGGAGAAACCCACCUUAGUUAUGGGUGAUGGCGAUGGAACCGUCAAUUCACGAUCCCUCCAAUCUUGUAAAUACUGGGAGCAGUUCCAAACUCAAAAGAUUUACUCUAAAGGUUUCGAUAAGGCUGAACAUAUGGGGAUCUUAACGAAUGCGGAUGUGAUUAAAUAUAUUGUGGAUGUACUAUCAAUCGAGACAUAGUUUUAAAACUCGUUUUAAUUGCCUGAAAGAAACUGCUCCCAUGUCGCUUUGAAUGCUGUGGAUUUUAUUAGGUGUAAGCUCGAAAGUCUGAAUGUUAUCAUACCCAAAGUUAUAGUGAAAAAAAAAAUAAAAUAAA
Molecule: messenger RNA, 1670 nt
Organism: Hermetia illucens (black soldier fly)
Lineage: Eukaryota; Metazoa; Arthropoda; Insecta; Diptera; Stratiomyidae
Product: phospholipase A2 group XV-like
Exons: 6
Coding region: 314-1534 (406 amino acids)
Biological process (GO): lipid metabolic process
Source: RefSeq, a predicted model, not a curated record